This is a messenger RNA of Centrocercus urophasianus (Greater sage-grouse), 7938 nucleotides long. It is a transcript of the gene SVIL, whose product is annotated as supervillin. Gene Ontology annotation, biological process: cytoskeleton organization; actin polymerization or depolymerization; actin filament severing. Gene Ontology annotation, molecular function: actin filament binding; phosphatidylinositol-4,5-bisphosphate binding. Lineage: Eukaryota; Metazoa; Chordata; Aves; Galliformes; Phasianidae. Gene Ontology annotation, cellular component: cytoplasm; actin cytoskeleton. The coding region runs from base 29 to 6754 and encodes 2241 amino acids. The transcript is spliced from 37 exons. The record is from RefSeq and is a predicted model, not a curated record.
AGCCAUGCAGUCCUUCUGAGUCAUUCGCAUGCACUGGAUGGGUAAGGCUUCCUGCUUCCUGGGACACAGAAGUGGGGUCAUGAUUCUAACAAUGGAUGCUGAUUUUGACAAAGGAAACUCAGUUAGAUUUAAACCUUCACGAUUGCUCCACAGGAAGAGAGCUUUAAGUUUUCAGAAGGAGUUCUCAUUUGAAGAUAAAGAGGAACUUGCCAACAGCACAAAGGAUAUUGAUGCUAACCUCUUAGCAGUACUUCCAAAAGUUUCAGAAUUAAGAAAACUGUUUGAACCAAACAACCAAGAUUUUUUGGAAAUGAAAAGAAAGGAGAGAAUAGCUAGACGCUUAGAGGGAAUCGAAAAUGAGACGCAACCUAUGCUUCUACAGAACUGCCCGGGGUCAGUCACACACCGUUUACUAGAAGAAGAUACACCAAGGUAUAUGCGUGCAACUGAUCCAUACAGUCAUCACUUAGGAAGAUCAAAUGAAGAGGAGGAAACUUCAGAUUCUUCUGUAGGGAAACAACCCAGAUCAUCCAGAUACCGCACAGAAACCACAGGAGGAAAUACAGAGUCUUUGUACAGUACAGGAAACAUGGAUACCCAUGAACUAGAGUCUAAAGCAGAAAGAAUAGCUAGGUACAAAGCAGAGAGACGGCGCCAGCUGGCAGAAAAGUAUGGAUUAUCUCUUGAUUCUGAUUUGGAUUCUGACUACUCAUCCAGAUAUUCCCGGGCAAGAAGAGAUCCUGACAGUGUGGAUAGAAAGGGAUUGAGAAGUGAAAGGCAUGAUGAUGAAAACAAGGAUUCUGGCUCCUUGUAUUUGUCCAGGACUGAGGUGAAGGAGUCAAAGAGUGUGAUUUCUGAAUCCAGGGAGUACUCUAGCCGUGAAAAAGAUGGUAUUCCAGCUAAAGAAGAGCUUUCAAAUGAAAAGAGUGAUAAAAGAGCAGAUGAUGAGAGUGCCAUUAGACAGGCUUCUGACCCUUCAGCAACACUGGAUAGUUCUGUCUCACUUACACUUUCUGGACGAGAGUCUUCCUCCUGUAAUGAAGUGCCAAUAUCACCAAAGCAAACCCCCCGAGAGUCUCUUUCUUCACCGAAGCGGGCAGCCUCACCAAUCCAUCUGCAGAAUGACCAGCCCUUGCACAGUAACAUCAGACAAAGAGUAAAAGUUAGAGAGAAACUGGUGAAAGAGGAAAGCGCGCGUGGAAGCCCUGAACCUGUCACAGACAGUGUAUCUCAGAGAAAAUCCCAGCCAGUGCCAGCCCACUACAUGCCUCUUCAGACAGAAGCAUCUGCCUUUGACAGGGUUCUCAAUCAGCCCGUCAGCACAGUGCGCCAACCAAUACAUGGCUAUAUUCAGCCCGCUGGCGUUGCACACACAGCUCAGCUGAUGGCAACAGAAGAACCAGAAAACAUCUUUGUUGGCCGCCGCCUCCUUCCAGACAGUGUCAGCCCCUUAACAAAAUCAGCAGCAGCCACUGCACCAGAGGGUGAAAAGAAAGAGGCGCUGGCUUAUGGAGCAAAGCCUGGCGAAGAAGAAUCCCCAGAGGGCGAGCAGGCUUCCAAAGGCAGAAGGCCAAUUUUGCCAUCUGAGAUUCGCAAACAAGGGAAGGGCCACGAAGGCCUCUUUGGAGGAGAAGACCUGGAUACUGGUGUGGGGAGCCCAUCUGCUAGCAAGCCGAAGGUCGGUUCAGAUGUUCAGCAGGAGCAGGAGUGCAGAAAGAAGCAGGUGCCUGAGCAGCAGCUGAAGACACCUGAGAACAUGGAGAGGAGUGAAGCUGUCAUGUACAUACAGAGCGGGUCUGUAUCGCAGCCAGCGCAGGCAAAAGGCCCUGUUUGGAAGGUGUCAAAGCAUAAAGUCCUGACUCGCUCAAUGUCUGACUAUACUGUGCCUCCUAAGCUAGAAGCUUUUCAUAGUAAGAGCAUGGAAGCAAAUGCAGCAAAUGGUGAGAUUGGCAUGGUUGACACAAAGGUCUCUGUUGCCCAGCUCCGUAAUGUCUUUCUGGAAACUGCUCAUGCCAGCAAGAAAACGGACCUUGAAUCUCGGUUUGAGGUGUCAACGUCAGGCAGCGCUUUGCCUGCUGGUGGUGACCGUGAAAGAGGGCCACGAAGGCCGAGGCGCUAUUUCACUCCUGGUGAAAAUAGAAAGACUUCUGAGCGAUUUAAAACCCAACCUAUAACAUCAGCAGAACGAAAGGAGAUGGAUAGGUCUGUUUUGUGUGCAGAAAUACCAACUGCUGACGAUGAAGAAAAAUUAGAUGACCGAGCCAAACUAAGUGUAGCUGCAAAGAGGCUGCUUUUUAGAGAAAUGGAAAAAUCUUUCGAAAUGAAGAAUAUUCCUAAACCACCUACGAGAAGCUCAGCAGUAGAGAGAAGAAUGCGGCGUUUGCAGGACAGAUCACACACACAGCCAAUUACCAGUGAGGAAGUGGUCAUUGCAGCUACUGAAACUACCCCUGCUUCACGUUCUGUGAAUACCCACACAGUAGUGACAAGAUUACCUAGUCCCACUGUAGUUAAGAGCACUGUACAACCUACCAGCUUGCAGGCAUCAGCACACCAAAAAAUAUUAGCUAAAGAGGAGAUAAGAGCAGCCAAAGAGGCAGUGGGGCAAGAUCAAUCCGAUGAACCAGAUUCUUCUACAUUAAGCUUGGCAGAAAAGAUGGCUUUGUUUAACAAACUGUCUCAGCCAGUAUCCAGGGCUAUAUCCACAAGGAGUCGAGGAGAUAUUAGGCACAGGAGGAUGAAUGCUCGUUACCAGACCCAGCCAGUCACUCUUGGAGAAGUUGAGCAGGUUCAAAAUGAAAGUGGAAAACUUACUCCCCUGUCAAGUACAGUUUCAACAUCAGUUUCAGCAAUGGCUUCUGCCCUUUCUGCACUGUUUGCUGGAGACGUGCAUGCGAAGCCACGUAGUGAUGGAAGUGUGAGUGCUGCCACAAAAGAUGAUUUGAGAUUCCACACUUCAGCGGAAAGUCCAGACUCAUCAGGAAAACGCACACAAAAGUCAGAUCAGUGGCAGCCCUCAAUGGAAGUGCUAGAAAGCAAAAGAGCAUCAAAGAAGCAUGAUGAAGAGGGAAAGAGGUUUCUAGCACAUGAGGCUAAUGAAAUUAGAAAGUAUAGCUCCUUUGAGGAUGAAACCACACAUCCUGUUCUUGAAAAAACAGGAGACUACCAUAAAGAAGCAGCCUACAGCUUCCUGAGGAAGGGCAGCAUGGAACUGUUUAGUUCACAACCACUUUUUCAGCCUCUUGAAAGGAAGGAAAUUGAUACCAUCAUGCAAGACCAUGUUGAGCCUACUUCUGAACUCACCAGCACACCAGCAACGAGGACGCUUUCACAGAGUGCAGCUGUGGCAUCCUGCAGGCUACAGGAGCUGUCUGAACAACUGGAGGGGAAAAUCUACAAGAAUUCCUGUGAGAUGUUUUCUGCUGGAGAGAACAAAAUGCAGGCAACUGAGGAUGCCCUUGAUAGUUCCAGCAAAACAAUGUCAAUUAAGGAAAGGUUGGCAUUGCUGAAGAAGAGUGGUGAAGAAGAUUGGAAGAGCAGGCUCGGUAAAAAGCAGGAGUAUGCAAAAAUGUCUGCCACUGAUCGUAGUGCACAGAUGCAAGAAGUUGAACAGCUGUUGAAGAAGCAGAGGAUAGCAGAUAAUCAGGAGACUCAAAUGACUAUAGAAGAAAGAAAACACCUGAUCACAGCUCGAGAAGAAGCCUGGAAGUCCAGGGGAAAAGGCGCAGCGAAUGACUCCACGCAGUUCACUGUAGCUGGUCGAAUGGUAAAAAAAGGUCUAGCUUCUCCAAGUGCACUAACACCAGUAGCAUCCCCUUAUGGUAACAGGCAGAAGUCUACCACUCCAGUUACAAAGCCUUUGGAAGAAAUUGAAGCUAGGCCUGAUAUGCAAUUGGAAUCAGAUAUGAAGCUUGACAAGCUGGAGUCGUUCUUGGGAAGGCUGAAUAACAAAGUUGCUGGAAUGCAAGAGACAGUGCUGACAGUUACAGGAAAAUCUGUGAAAGAAGUGAUGAAGUUGGAUGAUGAUGAAACAUUUUCCAAAUUUUACCGCCAUGUGGAUUUCCCUUCCUCCUCAGUGCCUUUGGACCUUGAUGAGGACUUUGAUGCCAUCUUUGAUCCUUAUGCACCAAAGUUAAUAUCCUCUGUAGCAGAGCACAAACGUGCAGUGAGGCCUAUGCGCAGGGUUCAGUCCUCCAGAAACCCCCUGAAAAUGCUGGCAGCAAGAGAAGAUAUUCUUCAUGAGUACACUGAACAAAGACUGAAUGUUGCCUUCAUGGAGUCAAAGCGAAUGAAAGUAGAAAAAAUGUCUGCAAACUCAAAUUUCUCAGAAGUAGCACUUGCUGGUUUGGCAAGCAAGGAGAACUUCAGCAACGUUAGUCUGCGGAGUGUUAACCUAACAGAGCAAAAUUCUAACAACAGUGCUGUGCCAUACAAGAAGUUAAUGCUGCUGCAAAUUAAAGGAAGAAGACAUGUUCAAACAAGAUUAGUUGAACCAAGGGCCUCAUCACUGAACAGUGGAGACUGUUUCCUAUUGUUAACUCCCCAUCUCUGUUUCUUAUGGGUAGGAGAGUUUGCAAAUGUCAUAGAAAAAGCAAAGGCUUCAGAACUUGCAACUUUGAUUCAGACAAAGAGGGAACUUGGCUGUAGAGCUUCUUAUAUACAGACUAUAGAAGAAGGAAUAAACACCCAUACCCAUGCAGCCAAAGACUUCUGGAAACUCCUCGGUGGCCAAGCAAAUUACCAGUCUGCUGGAAGACCUGAAGAGGAUGAAAUGUAUGAAGCUGCCAUAAUAGAAACUAAUUGCAUUUACCGUCUUGUAGAAGAUAAACUCAUUCCUGAAGAUGACUACUGGGGAAAGAUGCCAAAAUGUACCCUGCUACAACCAAAAGAGGUGCUCGUAUUUGAUUUUGGCAGUGAAGUGUAUGUCUGGCAUGGAAAGGAAGUUACUUUAGCACAAAGAAAAGUAGCAUUCCAGCUGGCAAAACACUUGUGGAAUGGCACCUUCGACUACUCAAAUUGUGACAUAAAUCCUCUGGACCCAGGAGAAUGCAAUCCCCUCAUACCCAGAAAGGGACAAGGACGUCCAGAUUGGGCUGUGUUUGGCAGGCUCACAGAACAUAAUGAGACCAUACUGUUCAAAGAAAAAUUCCUUGAUUGGACAGAGCUGAAGAAACUCAAUGAGAAGAAUUCUAGUGAAUCCCUUCACCAGAAGGAAGAAUCCAAAUCUGAUUCUAAACCAUAUGAUGUCAUGCUAAUGGUGCCUGUGCCUCAAACUGCUGUAGGCACAGUUCUGGAUGGAAUGAAUAUUGGCCGGGGCUAUGGACUUGUAGAAGGAGAAGAUGGGAGGCAGUUUGAAAUUAUCACUGCGUCUGUGGAUGUCUGGCACAUCCUGGAGUUUGAUUAUAGUAGACUGCCUAAACAAAGCAUAGGACAGUUCCAUGAGGGAGACACAUACGUGGUGAAGUGGAAGUACAUGGUGAGCACUACAGUUGGAAGCAGACAAAAAGGAGAGCAACAAGUAAGAGCGGUUGGAAAAGAGAAAUGUGUGUAUUUCUUUUGGCAAGGAAGGCACUCCACAGUGAGUGAGAAAGGGACAUCGGCACUGAUGACAGUGGAACUUGAUGAGGAGCGAGGAGCACAGGUACAAGUGCUUCAAGGGAAAGAACCACCCUGCUUCCUGCAGUGCUUCCAAGGAGGGAUGAUUGUGCAUGCUGGAAGAAGGGAAGAGGAAGAAGAAAAUGCACAAAGUGACUGGAGACUAUAUUGCGUGCGAGGAGAAGUUCCCAAUGAAGGAAACUUACUUGAAGUAGCAUGUCACUGCAGCAGCCUGCGUUCCCGGACAUCCAUGAUUGUCCUCAAUAUAAAUAAAGCUCUUAUCUACCUGUGGCAUGGCUGCAAAGCACAAUCUCACACCAAGGAUGUAGGAAGAACAGCAGCCAAUAAAAUAAAAGAACAAUGUCCGCUGGAAGCAGGGCUGCACAGCAGCAGCAAGGUGACAAUACAUGAAUGUGAUGAAGGGUCAGAGCCUUUGGGAUUCUGGGAUGCAUUAGGAAGGCGAGAUCGAAAGGCCUAUGAUUGCAUGUUGCAAGAUCCAGGAAAGUUUAAUUUUACCCCCCGCCUGUUCAGCCUCAGUAGUUCUUCGGGAGAAUUCUCAGCCACUGAGUUUGUUUACCCUUCAAGAGACCCUGCUGUCAUCAAUUCUAUGCCCUUCUUGCAAGAGGAUCUUUACACUGCCCCACAGCCAGCACUGUUCCUUGUUGACAAUCACCAUGAAGUGUACCUGUGGCAAGGCUGGUGGCCUGUGGAAAACAAAAUUGCUGGAUCCGCUCGAAUCAGAUGGGCUACAGACAGGAAAUGCGCCAUGGAGACAGUGCUCCAGUACUGCAAAGGAAAAAAUGUAAAGAAGCCCCCAAAGUCCUAUCUCAUUCAUGCCGGCCUAGAGCCUCUGACCUUCACUAAUAUGUUCCCAAGUUGGGAACACAGGGAAGACAUUGCAGAGAUCACAGAAAUGGAUGCUGAUGUUUCUAAUCAGAUAAUCCUUGUAGAAGAUGUGCUGGCCAAGCUGUGUAAAACUGUGUAUCCCCUAGCUGAUCUCUUAGCCAGGCCUUUACCUGAGGGAGUUGAUCCUCUGAAGCUUGAAAUUUAUCUUUCGGAUGAGGACUUUGAGGUUGCAUUAGAGAUGACAAGAGAAGAGUACAACGCACUGCCAUCAUGGAAACAGGUUAAUCUGAAAAAGGCAAAAGGACUUUUUUAAGCUGUAUCUAUUGGAUUGAGCACCAAAGGGAUGUCCGUUAUCACUUUCUGUGCCCUUUAGCAAAUCUGUGCUCCACAUUUACAAAAUAGAGAUAAUCUGAAAUUAUUAGUGACUACCUAUCUGGAGGUGUGUAAUAUUUUAAAAGGCCAAGAGAACUCUUUGGAAGUGGAAUUCAAAUUUGACUUUGAAGGUUAUGUUUAAGCUCAGCUCUCCUAUGCACUUAAACAGUAGUUUCUUGAGCUACUGCUGUAGCUGUCCUUUGGCUAUCUCCAAUACUUGCCAUUUUUGUUUUUGAAGAAGUUCUCUUUGUAAAGUGUUAUUUUGUUAGUUUGUGGAUUACAAAGAAUUUAUAUUUAUAUAAACACAUAGAACAAGUAUGUAUUUAACAAUGCAAUAUAUAUUCACUUUCAAGACUUCAAUGUCAGAACUACAGAACAGUAGCUGGAUGGCAGUUGCUUGUACUGAAUUAGCUAAACCACCAAUAUGUAUCUCCUGCGCAUUCUGAAAAGUUUCUCUUUGCAAUAGGCAAUGAAUUGUUCUCAGUGCUGCUUCAGGUGCUAAACUGAACAAAGCGUUUGUAUUUAUAGCAUGGAUUUCUUGAGAAACUAUGCGAAUCAACCUUUAUACUUUAAUAUCCAAAAAUGUAUAGUGCCUUGUUUUUUGUGUACAGUUUAUAUACAAAAAAAGAUUGGUCUGCAUUUUGAAGAUGGCUCAGAAUGGUCUCCUCUGUUACUUUUAUAAUAGUAGAAAUAAAAACAUCUCAGUUUCUAAUACUUGUUGUAAACAUGUAAACAUGUCUUUUGUGAUAUAAGAACUGAAAGUAAAAGCUUCCGAAUAAACUCUUAGCAAUGCUCUGACUUGUCAUUAUUUUGUACUGUAAACUGUACAAAUUCAUUGGAAUCUCUCAUAAUGUGGUAUCUUAUCAAAAUAUUUUAACCUUACAAAUCUGCAGGUGUUGUACAGUUAUCAUUGGAGAAGCAGAGAAUGUAGAAGAAAAACAUUGUAUAAGAUAAAAUUAGUUUGUAUGACACUUCCAUGCUGCAUGUUGGAACCAUCACACAAUUCCUGUAUCCUUCUGGUUGUGGUUUUCUACAUGAAACCAAAAUUAUUAUACUGAUUUUCAAACUCUGAAAACCUUUUCAACCUUUGUGCAAUUGGGAGUAAAACUUGAACUGAAAAAAAGA